AUGCCAGCUCCUCUGAUGGACGCUGUCGGCAGCUUCACUCACCUGACGGACAACAUCCCAAUCUGGCUUACACAACUUGAAUCUCUGUCCAAGUACACCAAGGAGAAAAACAAGGAAUUCGUUGCCGAGUAUGAAAGACUGGUGAAGUCCUCGAAACCGAAGCGUGUCAAGUCACCUUCAGUCUGCUCUAUCCAGUCUGAUAAUAAAUCCAUCCGACUGCCAGAAGUCGAGCCCUCGAAACCAUCGGGUCUCGAAACAGCUCCUGACUCUGCUGUCGAUCCUCUCGAAGCUGGGACAAAACACAUCUACGCUGCACAGGUACAGAGGAAGCGGAAACCUACUGCUUCGCUCCGUUCUGGUGCUUCCGGUCCCCAGAAAUUCAGGAUAAAGCAUCAAGUCGUCAUAUACUAUGAUGCUCAUAUCCAACAAGAGUUUGAUGCUAUGGUCAAAGCUGUUGGGAUCGCUCGGAAUAAUUUGCGGAAGGGCAAGAACUCUCUAACUGCAAACCGUGGCUUCCAGCUGCCCAAUCUUUCCAAGCGCUACGAGGGUCUUACGUCGCCCUCACUGGAGAACAUCAGAUCAUUGUCAAAAUAUCGCAGCUCCAGUAUGAGCCCUAGUGGCUCCAAGCUCAACCUUCGAACAUCUGCUCAACCACAGGACCCAGAUGAAGCUGCCUUCAUGAAUUCGGACAAAGUCCUUGAAACCGUACAGAGUCUGUAUGAAACUGCUGCUCACCAGUUCCUCCGUGAUGGAGAUUGUCAGAAAGAGCUGGAUACUGCAACAACUAGGCUCACAGAGCUGCUGCGGACGGCCAAGUCUACUGCAGAAACUCUCAAGGCUAAACAGUUACAACAACAGGCCGAUGAUCCCAGUAUCAGUGCCAAUGUCAGCAGAAACCCAAGCCUUUCGGAUCAGGGCUGUCCAUCAUUGCUAUCCGACAAGUCGUCCAUGGAGCCACUAAACCUUCCUUCGGUGCCAGUGAAAGGUCAACUGUCGGCUCUCACCCAAACCCUUGAUGAUAUGCGGGAGAAAGGGGUCGUUAGCGCUCCUCCCGCCACAAGUGUUCCUGCACCACAGGGUGUCAUGGCUAUUGAGGUUGACGACGGUAGUGAUGCCGGCAGCUUUGAUGAUAUUGACAUCUCUCAGUUUCGGUCGAACAGACUGAGGAUGAGGGCUUAG
Messenger RNA from Cyphellophora europaea CBS 101466, 1179 nucleotides. RefSeq lists its product as uncharacterized. The record is from RefSeq and is a predicted model, not a curated record. Bases 1 to 1179 code for a protein of 392 amino acids. The transcript has a single exon. NCBI's taxonomy places the organism in Eukaryota, Fungi, Ascomycota, Eurotiomycetes, Chaetothyriales, Cyphellophoraceae.